This is a messenger RNA of Fulvia fulva, 4293 nucleotides long. RefSeq names its product Calcium-transporting ATPase 2. The coding region runs from base 1 to 4293 and encodes 1430 amino acids. The transcript has a single exon. Gene Ontology annotation, molecular function: ATP hydrolysis activity; P-type calcium transporter activity; ATP binding. The record is from RefSeq and is a predicted model, not a curated record. Gene Ontology annotation, biological process: calcium ion transmembrane transport; intracellular calcium ion homeostasis. Gene Ontology annotation, cellular component: intracellular membrane-bounded organelle; membrane. Lineage: Eukaryota; Fungi; Ascomycota; Dothideomycetes; Mycosphaerellales; Mycosphaerellaceae.
AUGGCAGACAACAAUGAUGGGGGGCCACCUCCCGGUCAAGGCGACGCAGAGGCAACAUCACCUUCCCCCAAUCCCGCGCGAAGACGAGCACCGACGAUCACCAUCGACACAUCUGCAGUGCAACGGAACAGUAAUCCUAAUAUGGAGCACGAAGUAGGAGAGGAUAGCACGAGUGGACUACGGCCUACUAACCCUCAAUCAACACCAACUGAGCUUCAAGGCAAAGCCAGCUUCGAGAGUAAGGAAUCGAGGCCUACUAGCCCUCACAAUGUCUCGUCGCCGCAACAGUGGGGGAUGCCACAGGGGUUCCUAUCUGUGCCGACAGGGCGAAGUAGAGGCGGUAGCGACGCCAGUGAUGCCGAAACUUCAUCGACCUCAGACGUUACGUACGUCAACACACGGACGGAGACCGAUGCGCCGAAAGCCUUUGGCGAUUCCUCGAAGCACGACAAUGGCGACCACCCGAUAUUGUCGGACGAAGAGGCGUUGAAGCCGGACCCUGGUACCGAGGACGACUUUCAUCGCGAGAAUAAUCCAUUUGCAUUCGCCCCUGGGCAUAUGACGAAGCUCUUCAACCCAAAGAGUCUAGGUGCCUUUCACGCUCUUGGGGGACUCUCAGGGAUGGAGAAGGGCCUGAGAACAGAUCGGUCGAGUGGUCUCAGCGCGGAUGAGCAGAAUGUUCAGGGUGCGAUAUCCUUCGAGGAAGCGACAGCAGUGGGUACUCCUUCGUCGGACAAGACUGUUGUGGAGGAGCCCGAAAUGGCUUCUGGCGGCGAGAAGUCAGGCAAAGGCACUUUCGACGACCGGAAACGCAUCUUUGACGAGAACAAGCUGCCCGAGCGGAAGCCAAAGAGCAUUUUCGAACUGAUGUGGCUUGCAUACAACGACAAAGUCUUGAUUGUGCUCACUGUCGCAGCCGUCAUUGCGCUCUCUCUGGGAAUAUACCAGGCCAUUGCCUUCAACGGUGUCGAGUGGGUCGAAGGUGUAGCCAUCAUUGUGGCCAUCACUGUCGUCGUCAUGGUCGGCGCACUCAAUGAUUGGCAGAAGGAACGACAAUUCGCCAAGCUGAACAAGAAAAAGGAUGCUCGCAACGUCAAAGUCGUCCGCUCGGGUAUGACCCAGGAGAUUGAUGUUCAGGAGAUUCUGGUUGGAGAUGUUCUGCUGGUCGAGCCUGGUGACAUUCUGCCCGUUGACGGCAUCUUCAUUACUGGACACGGCGUAAAAUGCGACGAAUCGUCAGCUACUGGAGAGUCCGAUGUCUUGAAGAAGACGGCGGCCGAAGAAGUCUACCGUGCCAUGGAAGCUCGCGAGCCACUUAAGAAGAUGGACCCCUUCAUGAUCUCUGGUGGCAAGGUGACGGAAGGUUUCGGCCGCAUGCUUGUCACAGCUGUUGGCAUCAACUCUUCGUACGGAAAGACCAUGCUUUCGCUGCAAGAAAGUAACGACAUGACCCCACUACAGGCUAAGCUGAACAAGCUGGCAGAGUACAUUGCAAAGAUCGGAAGUGCUGCUGCACUGCUGCUCUUCGUUGUUCUCCUGAUCAAGUUCUUGGCGCAACUUCCCAACAACAAUGCUCGACCAGCCGAAAAGGGACAGCAGUUCAUGACGAUUCUGAUCACUGCUGUCACGAUCGUGGUCGUGGCGGUUCCGGAAGGACUUCCACUUGCUGUCACGCUCUCACUAGCCUACGCCACGAAGCGCAUGCUAAAGGACAACAAUCUGGUGCGUGUGCUUCGUUCCUGCGAAACCAUGGGUAAUGCGACUUCUGUCUGCUCAGACAAGACCGGUACGCUCACUCAGAACGUCAUGACGGUUGUGGCUGGCUCGGUCGGUACAUCUAGCAGAUUUAGCAAUCGUGCCGGUGGCAAUGUGGCCGACAGUGCUGACAACUCAAAGCCGGACCCGAACAAGGACAUGGAGGACGACAUUGAGGACGUCUCUACCUCCGAAUUCAUCGGUACACUUUCCAAGGACACCAAGACGCUAUGGAAGGACAGCAUUGUCAUCAAUUCGACCGCUUUCGAGACCGAGGACAACGGCAAGAAGAGCUUCGUGGGGUCCAAGACCGAGACAGCUCUGCUCGACUUCGCUCGUGAUCAUCUCGGCAUGGACAACGUCCCUAUCGAGCGCAGCAAUGCUGAGAUUACACAGAUGAUCCCGUUCGACUCUGGCCGCAAGUACAUGGCAAUGGUCAUCAAGCUCAAGAAUGGUCAAGGUUACCGGCUGUUCGUCAAGGGUGCCAGUGAGAUCAUGCUUCGACACUGCACUAACAUCAUUCGUGACCCAACUCACGGUACAGAAAUAACCAAGCUCUCUGCAGAGAACAAGAAGACUCUCGAGCAGCUUAUCGACGCUUAUGCCUCGCGAUCUCUUCGUACAAUCGGCAUCAUCUGGCGAGACUUCGAGACUGAUGCUUGGCCGCCAAGAGGAGUCAGACGAAUUGAAGACGACAAGACACAGGCCGUGGUUGAUGACAUCUGCAAGGACAUGAACUUCUUGGGCAUUGUGGGUAUUCAAGAUCCACUCAGAGCUGGUGUGCCGGAGGCUGUGAAGGACUGCGUCACCGCGGGUGUGUUCUGUCGCAUGGUGACAGGUGACAACAUUAUCACGGCGAAGGCAAUUGCAACCGAAUGUGGCAUCUUCACUCCGGGUGGUGUUGCACUCGAGGGACCAGACUUCCGCAAGAUGAGCAAGACCGAGCAAAAGGCCAUCAUUCCCAAGCUGCAGGUCCUUGCGCGAUCCUCCCCAGAUGACAAGAAGACCUUGGUCAAGCGCCUGAAAGAGAUGGGCGAGACCGUUGCUGUUACUGGUGACGGUACCAACGAUGCUCCCGCUCUCAAGGCUGCCGAUGUCGGAUUCGCCAUGAACAUUGCCGGUACAGAAGUCGCAAAGGAGGCAUCCGACAUCAUCUUGAUGGACGACAACUUCGCCUCGAUCGUCAAGGCUCUGAUGUGGGGACGUGCUGUCAAUGACGCUGUCAGGAAGUUCUUGCAGUUCCAGAUCACGGUCAACAUCACAGCUGUGCUUCUCGCAUUCAUCUCAGCUGUCUCGAACGAGAAUGAGGAGUCCGUUCUGACAGCUGUGCAGCUGUUGUGGAUCAACUUGAUCAUGGAUACCAUGGCUGCUCUUGCCCUUGCCACCGAUCCACCAAGCCGUAACAUCCUCAACCGGAAACCCGAUCCAAAGUCUGCACCACUGUUCUCUGUUUCCAUGUGGAAGAUGAUCAUUGGUCAGGCUAUAUACCAACUCGUGGUCACCUUGAUUCUAUACUUCGCUGGCUCUCACAUUCUGGACUACCCACUCGACGACGAGCACAAGCAGAGACAGUUGCAGACGCUUGUCUUCAACACCUUCACCUGGAUGCAGAUCUUCAAUGCCCUGAACAACCGACGUCUAGACAACCGGUUCAACGUGUUUGAAGGCCUCCAGCACAACUUGUUCUUCGUCGGCAUCUUCAUGGUCAUGAUUGGCGGUCAAGUCCUCAUCAUCUUCGUCGGUGGCUGGGCAGCCUUCCAAGCAGAAAGACAAACGGCAUCCCAAUGGGGUAUUGCUUUGGUUCUUGGUGCACUUUCGCUCCCUAUCGGUGUUGUCGUCCGCCUGGUACCCGAUGAACUCGCCGCUGCCGUUGUACCGCCAUUCAUCAAAGACUAUCUCCGUAAGAGGCGAGAGAACAGGAUUGUCGUUACUGACGAGGAGAGUCCCUUCGAGUUCAACCAGGCACUCUAUGACAUCAAGGACGAGCUUGCGUGGCUGAAGAAGUACAAGGGCGGCCGCAUCAACAGUCUCAAGUUCAGCCUAACACACCCCAAGGAGGCGUUCAUGCACAGCAGGAGUCCCAGCCGUAGUCGUGCAAGCUCCAGCUUGCCUCGAACGCCUAACAACGAGGUCGAGACGGAAGAGAUCGGCCACUCGCCGGCACCCCCAACACCAGAUUCACGGCGUCGCGGACGGUCCAGAAGCAACUCUGCCCUGGCUGGUAUUGCAAUGGCUGGCAUCGUCGGUGGCUCCAUUGCCGGAGGCUGGUCGCCCGUCACAGACAGGCGAGAAGGCGACACUGAUAGCUUGCGCUUCGCGCGGGAACGAUCAGUUAGCAACUUGUCUCGCGAGUACAGGCUUGAUCCUCACCCAGGGACCGAUAAGAAGGACAAACUGGUCAUCCAAGAGGAUCCUGUAGAGGCUGCUGGUCGCCAACCACCCAGCCAGGCUUCAAACACGACGCCUGCUUUCGGCAAGGGUCCGUUCGCGGGUGAGCCAAGCUCAGCGCAAGGCAAGAAGGACGAUACCGCGCCUUGA